Molecule: messenger RNA, 924 nt
Organism: Trichoderma atroviride IMI 206040
Lineage: Eukaryota; Fungi; Ascomycota; Sordariomycetes; Hypocreales; Hypocreaceae
Biological process (GO): GPI anchor biosynthetic process
Cellular component (GO): glycosylphosphatidylinositol-N-acetylglucosaminyltransferase (GPI-GnT) complex
Source: RefSeq, a predicted model, not a curated record
UUCGGCCAUGCUCACCACCGCCCCUCGUCUGCGCAUCCGCCGCCCUUCUCCCACAACCGCCGAAUACACCGUCACCACUCUCCCACCUCAAACGCUGCCUCUGCGCCUCCUAUGGCUGCUCCUCCUCUUCCUGCGCAUCUUCCUCUCCCUCGUCACGCUGCUCAUCAUCUAUGCGCGAUGGGUCCAAGAGCGCAGCUCCUUUGGCGCAGCACCAACGCCCUUUUCACCCUUGUCUCUUCCGCCGCUGCUCUCCCUCGACCGCAUAAUAUUCCUCCUCGAUACGUUCCAGGAUACCCCCAGCGGCAAGCUCCUCGCUAGCAUUGCCGCCUCGGUAACCCUGCCUGUGCUUGUCCCUGUCGCGGGGGCGGUCUUUUACGCGCUCAGCUUGCGGGUGCACAAGGAGGAGAGUUUGCUGGUGCUGCGCGGGCUGGGCGUGCAGACGAGCGAGAGCCCGGCAACGUAUCUGGCCAGCGCGGCGACGCGGUUUAUUCCGACGGAGAAGAUUCAGGACAUCUUGGUGAAUGAGGCGUUUCGGGGCUUCGAGGUGCGGUAUUACCUCGUUGUGGUGGUGGAGGGAGAGGAGGAUGUUGUGGUGGUGUUUCCGGGCUUGUUGCCCAAGAGGAAGAUUGUCGAGACGGUGUGGAGGGGUGUGAGGGAGUGUUUGUAUGAGGGGAGGGGAGAGGAUAACAGAGUGAUGGCCAAUGAGAAAUGAAAUGAUUGUAUCCCAAGAAGAGAUGCACAGGACAUGCCAGUUUUGUUUUGAGAGAUGUGUAUCCUAGAAUUAGUUAGAAUCUAUAUAUACCCCAUACAACGCACUCUUGUUUUUUUCUUUUCUACCUCUACUCAUCAGCCAUGACGGCAUCACCCUCUUCCGUCUUGUUCGACUUCAUCCCCUUCUUCGCCCUCAUGUCCUCUGCGUCCGCA